CCCCCCCCCUUCAACUCGAAGUCGUCACCUGUCGACCAAAAACUCCAUUUAACAUGGUUUCCCCUUCAAAAUACAGAACCAUAAAAGCUUCAGUGGCUAUAGCAGAUGCUGUUUCAUGGAGCUGUGCCAUAGCUUUGAUCGCCUUUAUUUUAUUGAGCUCCAUAAGAUAUAGCACUGCAAAUGAUCGGGUGCGAGGAAGGCAACUUCAGGACAGACCCUGCGACGAAAUCUAUGUCGUCCAAGAAGGAGAAACCCUUCAUACCAUCAGCGAUAAAUGUGGUGACCCGUAUAUAGUCGAGCGCAAUCCCCAUAUCCAUGAUCCGGAUGAUGUUUUUCCUGGACUUGUUAUAAAGAUUACACCUUCAAAUCCCAGGUCAAAUUAAGCUGUUGCCGAGGUAUUAGUGAAACACAGUCUGUUCUUAUGUUGGCUACUAGUUACUCGAAAAUAAAUUGAACUUUCUUACAGGUUUUGACGGACCUUUGUAUUAAUAUUCUCUUGUGGAUAUAAAAGACUGGGGUAACAGAAAUAUUUCUCGUUCUUGAUAUCUGAUCCAAGAAUUUCCUCUCUCUUUUUUAUUUUUCACAAGGAGCCAUAGCGUUUGAUUGAUUUCACUGUUGGAUAUAGCCUUCUAAUUUUGGUAUUCGAUCGUUGUUCAUCAUUUAUGAUAUAUUCUGAAAGGCGAGGAUGCCCCAAAUGAAAUUAUAAACUGAAAGAGUACUCA
Olea europaea var. sylvestris is the source of this 722-nucleotide messenger RNA. RefSeq lists its product as uncharacterized. NCBI's taxonomy places the organism in Eukaryota, Viridiplantae, Streptophyta, Magnoliopsida, Lamiales, Oleaceae. The transcript has a single exon. The coding region runs from base 54 to 383 and encodes 109 amino acids. The record is from RefSeq and is a predicted model, not a curated record.